This is a messenger RNA of Saimiri boliviensis boliviensis (Bolivian squirrel monkey), 6877 nucleotides long. It is a transcript of the gene SLC7A1, whose product is annotated as solute carrier family 7 member 1. NCBI's taxonomy places the organism in Eukaryota, Metazoa, Chordata, Mammalia, Primates, Cebidae. The record is from RefSeq and is a predicted model, not a curated record. Gene Ontology annotation, molecular function: L-arginine transmembrane transporter activity; L-lysine transmembrane transporter activity; L-ornithine transmembrane transporter activity. Gene Ontology annotation, biological process: L-ornithine transmembrane transport; L-arginine import across plasma membrane. Gene Ontology annotation, cellular component: plasma membrane.
UGGGCUGGCAGCCGCCGCCGCGCCGCGUUCCCAUUGGUUCCCGGCUGUGACGCGGCCGAGCGGGGCCGGGGCUGCCUGGCCCGGGGCCGGGCGCCUGGCUGAUGAAACCUGGCGCCGGAUCCCGCCCGCUCUGGGCGCCCAUUGAGUCCGCUCGGGCAGGUGUGAGCCGCGAGUCAGCUCCCUGGCAGACGCGCACGCGGCCGCCGGCUCCCGCUCACCGCAGCCUCCACUCCGCUCCCCGCGCGCCGCGUCCCCGCCCCGCCCCGUCUCUGCGGCCGAGCGUCCGUUGGUCCUUGAGCGCGUCCGACCGUCCGUCCGUCCGUCCUCCGCCCGCGGUCCUGCCCGAGUCCCGCCGCCGCCGACUCGGAUCCCAGAACCUGCCUUGUAUCUCUCCUGAGACAUCUUUGCUGCAAGAUCGAGACUGUCCUCUGGUGAGAAGCUGGUGAGGCCUCGCAUCGUAGUCCAGAUCUGAACAGCAACAUGGGGUGCAAAGUCCUGCUCAACAUUGGCCAGCAGAUGCUGCGGCGGAAGGUGGUGGACUGUAGCCGGGAGGAGACACGGCUCUCUCGCUGCUUGAACACUUUUGACCUGGUGGCCCUUGGGGUGGGCAGCACGCUGGGUGCCGGCGUCUACGUCCUGGCUGGAGCGGUGGCCCGUGAGAAUGCGGGCCCUGCCAUUGUCAUCUCCUUCCUGAUCGCUGCACUGGCCUCGGUGCUGGCCGGCCUGUGCUACGGGGAGUUUGGUGCUCGGGUCCCCAAGACAGGCUCAGCUUACCUCUACAGCUACGUCACCGUUGGGGAGCUCUGGGCCUUUAUCACUGGCUGGAACUUAAUCCUCUCCUACAUCAUCGGUACUUCAAGUGUAGCGAGGGCCUGGAGCGCCACCUUCGACGAGCUGAUCGGCAGACCUAUCGGGAAGUUCUCGCGGACACACAUGGCUCUGAAUGCCCCCGGCGUGCUGGCCGAAAACCCCGACAUAUUUGCCGUGAUCAUAAUUCUCAUCUUGACAGGACUUUUAACUCUUGGUGUGAAGGAGUCAGCCAUGGUCAACAAAAUAUUCACUUGUGUCAACGUCCUGGUCCUGGGCUUCAUAAUGGUGUCGGGAUUUGUGAAAGGAUCGGUUAAAAAUUGGCAGCUCACGGAGGAGGAUUUUGGGAACACGUCAGGCCGUCUCUGUUUGAACAAUGACACAAAAGAAGAGAAGCCCGGUGUUGGUGGAUUCAUGCCCUUCGGGUUCUCUGGUGUCCUGUCGGGGGCAGCGACUUGCUUCUAUGCCUUCGUGGGCUUUGACUGCAUCGCCACCACAGGUGAAGAGGUGAAGAACCCACAGAAGGCCAUCCCCGUGGGGAUCGUGGUAUCCCUUCUGAUCUGCUUUAUCGCCUACUUUGGGGUGUCGGCUGCCCUCACACUCAUGAUGCCCUACUUCUGCCUGGACAAUAACAGCCCCCUGCCCGACGCCUUUAAGCAUGUGGGCUGGGAAGGCGCCAAGUAUGCGGUGGCCGUGGGCUCCCUCUGCGCUCUUUCUGCCAGUCUUCUAGGUUCCAUGUUUCCUAUGCCUCGGGUUAUCUAUGCCAUGGCUGAGGAUGGACUGCUAUUUAAAUUUUUGGCCAAGGUCAAUGAAAGGACCAAAACACCAAUAAUCGCCACGUUAGCCUCCGGUGCCAUUGCUGCUGUGAUGGCCUUCCUCUUUGACCUGAAGGACUUGGUGGACCUCAUGUCUAUUGGCACCCUCCUGGCUUACUCGUUGGUGGCUGCCUGUGUGUUGGUCUUACGGUAUCAGCCAGAGCAACCUAACCUGGUAUACCAGAUGGCCAGUACUUCCGAUGAGUUAGAUCAUGCGGACCAAAAUGAGCUGACUAGCACCAGUGAUUCCCAGCUGGGUUUUUUACCAGAGGCAGAGAUGUUCUCCUUGAAAACCAUACUCUCACCCAAAAACGUGGAGCCUUCCAAAGUCUCUGGGCUAAUCGUGAACAUUUCAACUAGCCUCAUAGCUGUUCUCAUCAUCACCUUCUGCAUUGUGGCCGUGCUUGGAAAGGAGGCUCUCACCAAAGGGGCGCUGUGGGCAGUCUUCAUGCUUGCAGGGUCUGCCCUCCUCUGUGCCAUGGUCACGGUUGUCAUCUGGAGGCAGCCCGAGAGCAAGACCAAGCUCUCAUUUAAGGUUCCCUUCCUGCCAGUGCUCCCCAUCCUGAGCAUCUUUGUGAACGUCUAUCUCAUGAUGCAGCUGGACCAGGGCACCUGGGUCCGGUUUGCCGUGUGGAUGCUGAUAGGCUUCAUCAUCUACUUUGGCUACGGCCUGUGGCACAGCGAGGAGGCGUCCCUGGAUGCUGACCAAGCAAGGACUCCUGACGGCAAUUUGGACCAGUGCAAGUGACACACAGCCCCGCCCCCCAGAGGUGGCAGCACCCCCGAGGGAUGCCCCCAGAGGACUGGGAGGCACCCCACCCUCCCUUCCAGUGCAACAGGAAUCACCCGCACCCACACCCCCACUGUAGCCGAAGGUGCAAUUACUUGAACUGCAGCCCCAGCCCACUCUAGGCUCUGCAGCUGGCUCUCCAGGCCCUGGUCACCUCCAGACAGCUGCCUGGCCAGGGCCACUGGGCUGCGGCUGGCCACUGUGUCUCUUCACUUCUCUGAACAGAGAGAGCAGGUCCUCUCCUACCAGCUCAGCCCCGAGCUGCUGCAGCCUCAGGCAGAGUGGAGGUCACCUUGUCCCCUUACCUUGGGAACCAGGCCUUCCUCCCCGGGGACCGUUCUGGGGUUGAAAUUCUGCAUACUCCAAAUUUUAGCAGCCAUCUUCCUGCUCAGUCCCAAACACCCAGCAGUCAAGCCAGAUGAGUACCACAAAACAGUGUGUCCCCACCAGCCCCCCACCCGCAGAGCCAAACGAUGGUAGUACACUUAAAAAGGAAAAUCAGGCCUGCGGUUUUUCCCCGUUGGGUUCAGAUGGGUCGUUAGGACUGGACCUGGCCCACCCCUCGGCUUCUGAGGGCUUUGCUGUGACACCACGGCAGCCGCCCUGGGGCUGGGCAGCAGGGCUGAGGGCAGCUGGUUCCUCUCAAAUGAGGAAGAAAGGAUCACUCCCAUUAGGGCUUGGCGGGGGGUGGCUGGCUCUGCUUGUCCGUGUGUGUGCACGUGUGUAAACCAGGGACCUCCUUCAGCCCACGCCCUCCAGGCCUGGGCCGGUUCUUGCUGCUCCUGCCGUCUUCUCCACCGGCUGUGUCCUGAGUAACUGGAACGUGAGACUGUACCUGGGUGGGCCUGUCCUCACGAGGCAGAGUUGGGGAUUUUCCUGUGAGUCGCUGCCGCUUACUCAGUCUUGCUCUCCCAUGCUUGGAACCAGUCUGUUGGCUCUUUUGAGGUUCUCAAGGUGGGUGGCAGCUCAGCCCAGGGUCAUGACAUGUUGGGUCAUGGUGUUUCUGGCCCUGACAUGAGCUGCCCAGCCUCUUUGUUAUGUAUGAUGAAAUUGAAAUCAAGCCACAGCCCAUGAAAUUGUGAAUCACUCCAUCAGAUUACGUUAGGGCAUAACGUUAACUUGGAAAUGGCCACGUCAUCACUCCCUGUGGUUGGCGUAUUGCUGAGGUGCUUGGGCCAUCGGGGAGGUGAUUUCCAGGUAUAUUGUUGUCCCUUCUGUGUGUCCGUCAUUCAGAUGCUGCGGACCCCACGCCUCCGCAAGUGGAAGGGUCCGGAGCAUCCUCCCCUGCCUCUCUUGCCUGGGUCAGGGCCUGCAGCCAACACCAUUUCACACACUCCUUGUAGAUGGAAGCCAGAGGAAACCUGGAAGCGAGUAGAGCCCUACUUCCAUUUAGAGUAUAAUUCAAGAGACAGAAGGCUGAUGGGGGAGGGAGAGGGAGGUGGGCACUUUGGACACCAGGGGAAAUGGAAAUCCUGCUUUCAAAACUCAGUUUCUGUUCCAUUUCUUUCUAAUCUGCCCUUUGACGCAAAUCUGGUAGAAAGAAGCCUGAUAAAUUGAGGGCCCUUAUGCUCUCCCUGUGCCAGAAGACUCUCGGAGAGAAGUGUGAGGAUCUGUGAACUCGCCAGCGGAGAGCGGAUGGGCGGCCUCGGGCUGGGCCUCCGAAUCAGUCCCGCUCACCUUGCUGGGAGCUUUGUUCUGAUCUCAUUUUGAAAGUUCCAGAGGGAGCGUCAUAAGAGCCCAAAGCUCCGAUUUCCAAAGAGAGGUAUUGACAUUUAUGUAGAUUGGUGCUGUAACAUAUUUUGAUAAAUACUAACUUAUUUUGUUGGGGUUUUGAUUGUCUCUUGUCCUAGGACCUGGUAGUUAAUUUGCUUGAUUUUUUUUUCCUGUUAUUUUCUACAUAGGUAAAGAAAACUCAAGGGAAGGAAUUUCCAAGAAAAGUUAAAGUGGUGGGAGAGAGAGUUGCUUUUUCUUUUUUUUUAAUUCUAGUUUUUCUUUCUGGCUGAAAUUUCCGUGCAAGACAGUACCCAAUAGACUAUUUAGAGUUGACACUUGAGCGGGCGCCAUGGAUCAUUCUGUAGAUUGAGAGGGUGUGUCUCCCCUGCUCCGAGUCCUAUCACGGGAGCUCGCUGACAGCUGGGAGUCGGGCCUUCCUCAUGCAGAAGCCUUACAGCUCAACGCGGAAGCACGCCCAGCUCGGCAGGGAUGGGAUCCCCCUGCACCCCUGCCUUAGAGGACGGGCUUCCUAGUUAGGGAAGGGCACGUGGGAUGCCUUGCAUAAAUAGUUCACUGGCCAUGGUGCUUUUAUGAGGAGUUUUUUUGUACAGUUGCCAGGGGGUUUCUCUGCUGCGUGUGAGGGCAGUGAUGUAAGUCAUGGUGUUUGGAGUAAGCCUCACAAUUUUAAUAGACUUUUUUCUUUUCACAUCCCUCAUUUCUUUCCCUGAAGUAAAAAUACACACAGUGAAAAAAAUGAUAGUUUCACAUCUCUUAGUUCCCUUGCCUAAACGAGAAUAUUCUUAGUUCCACGGCUGGCCAGGAUUUUCCUUCGUAGUCAGAACUCCCACAUUACUAGAGGCACACCGGCCAAGGGAGUAUUGUGUCUGCUUUUAUCUGUGCACCAGCCACAAAUACCCACAUUGGAAAGACCCAUUUGUGAUGGGUAAGCAUCCCUUCCUGUCUCCCACACCCCCAUGACCACCCUGCAUGUGCUCAUGACCUCCAAAGGCCCACACUCACGAAGCGGCAAACCCAGCAGCUCCCCGGGCCCCCUGCCUCAGGACCUCUGCUGAAGAGAGGGAUCAAGGGGGUCUCCAGAGAGGCAUCAGGGGAUUUGUGGGCGGCUGGCUCGGGAGCCAGCUUACAGGAGGGUAGCUCUGUGGUGGGGAGGGACGCCCUCCGGAGACCAGGCCUCUGCGCGUCCCUACCCUCCUUAACCUGCUCACACCCUCUUGGCCAAGGCUUUGUGUACCAGGUGGUUUUUUUUUUUUUCCCCCAAAUCUAGAGGUUAUCAGAUCUCACCCCACUGUUGGUUUUGUUUUUGCAGCAGCAAAAACUCUCUCUCCACUUCGGCUUUCAUCUCUAUCAGGCAACCAGCCACCUGGUCCCGUGUGCUGACUCUAGCACAGUGGCCAGGAUCCGAUGUAAGUCCAGGGGUGACCGCAGGACGGUGGAGGCGGCGGGCUUCUCCACCCAUCCCAGCUGCCAGGGCCCUGAUUGAUGCACUCCCUCCUGCCCCUUCAGCACAUCCGUGUGCACAGCUGGAGGGGCACCUGGCCUGCCCACCUUGGUCCAGACCCGUGGAAAUGCUGGGGAUGCCAGCUCUCCCCCGCCUUGCCCCUGCCACUGAGCAGGCAUUAACCGACUGGUGUUUGCAGUCCCACAUGGUGUAACCUCCAGAGCAGUGAGUUCCAGAGGAGGGGCGUGUGGACCUGCCCCAUAGAGGCCCCACCCAGGCUUACAGGGCCAGGUCUUGGGCACUGUGUGACACAGGACUCGCCACUAGCGCAAGCCUGCCUGGCUCUGCCAGGGCCCCUCUCCUGAUUCACACAUCCCAUUUUUGCACAAACCCUUCCUUCUUAAGAGCUGACAGCUCUGUUGGCACCCAAGAACCCACACCAUGAACAGGGAGGGGCCUUUGUGCCCAGGCCCAGCACAGAUGCGUUCUGGAGUGAAGGCGACGUGAGGCUUGUGUGUGGAAUGGUUGUGGAGUUCGCCUGCAGACCGAUCUGAAUAUAUGUCAUGUAUAAUUGUUAUGUGUAAUUUAAGAUAUGUUUGCCAUCGUCAUGGGAAGAUAUGUAAGGCUCUUGAGGGAGAGGGAGGUGUGCAUGCUGUCAGGCUCCUGUGGACUUUGUCCUAGUAAUGAAAUGCUCUAUCGAUCUAGUGGUGCAAGAAGCUACACUCCAUGUGUCGUCACACUUAGGAAUGACGCCUAAUGGAUUUUUAAGGCAAAAGCUGUCAGCCGACAUCCAUCAUCGUCCCUCGCAUCCAGUCUUUCCGUGCCAGUGCUUCAGAGCCACAGCACUCUCUUGCCAUGGAGACUGGCUGGGCCUGGCGUCUUGGGGCUCACUUUCCAUGGAGCCCUCCUGGAUCACUCUACAAAUGUGCUGAGUGCCAGCUGAAAACCCCACAGGAGAUGGAGUUACCUUGGUCAAACUUAAAAGAUUUUCUCAGGGUAUUUACCAGUGUGUCCAGCAGGUCAGGAAGCAGGGAUGGAAAGACGCAUUCAGACUGCUAAUUUAUUAACAAGGCAAAUGAGUUCAUGUUUCUUGAUGACAAACUAUUAAGUUUGGGACUUAUUUUCCCAUUCGAGAAGUUAUAAUAUAUAUUUAAGAUAAGUUUCCUGCUUAAGUUGUGCCUUUCAGCUUCAACGAGUUUAAGGAGCACUAAGGGUAAUGAUACCAAUGAGGGUUGGUUUAUUAUCAAACCUGAAUAGCUGUGGUUUCUCCAGCAAAUGUUUUCUUCUACUGAA